Arctia plantaginis is the source of this 471-nucleotide messenger RNA. The record is from the annotation of a GenBank genome assembly. Lineage: Eukaryota; Metazoa; Arthropoda; Insecta; Lepidoptera; Erebidae.
AUGGACGUUGCCACAAAGCUUUACGCAUCUGCAAAAGAAAAAAAUCCAAAUGCUGACUAUAAAGAUAAAUUUGACAGGAAUAGAAUUCGCAGCACACGCGUUAAUUUCUUUGAAGGAUCAUCGGAGACUGUGCAGUUGCAUGGGAAGGAAAAAAUUCGUAUAGAUACACUUAUCCUUAUAAUAGAUACAUUAAAUGAACAUUUAAAAAAUCGUUUGGUAGCGUAUCAAGAAAUUCACGAUCGUUUUCGUUUUCUUUCACAAUUAACAACAAUUGAUUCUGACGAGUUAACAAAAAAAAAUGCAAUGAAUUUAAAGAAUUCUAUCACGAAGACAUUAAUGCAUAUGAGCUCAAAUCAGAGUGUUUUGGAACGAAGUUCCUUAUCGCGCGUUGUGAAAGGGGCUAGACGGAAAAAAUUCUCACGAAAAGUUCAGUUAAAACAAGCAAGUGGUAGACCAAAACGGAAUAACUAA